Molecule: messenger RNA, 622 nt
Organism: Cercospora beticola
Lineage: Eukaryota; Fungi; Ascomycota; Dothideomycetes; Mycosphaerellales; Mycosphaerellaceae
Source: RefSeq, a predicted model, not a curated record
AUGAUUCAAGCGGCCUCCACUCGCCGGAGAACAGCCAAGCUUCUCGCCCGACUUCACUCUCUUCCUCACGAAUGGUCAGCUUCUGUACGGCUCCUGAUGCUGCAUGACGAUCGCAACAAGACGAAGUGUCCGCUCAGCUGGGCCGCGAGCCGCUCUCCCAUUCCACCCACAUCCUUCCACCGCAGCACUCUACAGUACCCUCGAACAGCACACCAGCAAUGACGCCCGCUCUCCUACGCUCCUCCAGGCGCCUGGCGCGGGCCAAGCCCUCCACGCCUGGCUUGACUGCUACGAAAGGGAUGUCAAGACGGACAUCUCGGAAAGUUGUCCAACCUGUUCCCGCAUUCGAUACCCUGGUGCCGAGCAAAACUCAGCCUGCUCAGGUGGUAUUCGUAGGGGAUCCUUGUGACAACACCGACGUCAGUGCUCCCCAUUCCCACACUCACGCCCAGCCCAGCAACAAUUCUGGCCCUGGUGCAUCAUGCGUGCAAACAUGCUCGGCGAAUGUGGAGAGACACCACCUUCACCAACCGGAUCUACGCUGCUGAUGCUGCCGUGACCGUUUCUCGUCGUGUGCUGUACAUCUGGUAUAAAGACGCCCAGCCGUUUACCCAAACCGCCC